AUGAGCGACUGCGGACUGUACUUGCUCCACUUUGCUGAAGUGUUCCUCAAGAGUCCUCAUAAGCUUCUCGAUGCCAUCGUGAAUAACAAGCCUGAGCUCGAACAGUAUUGGAAGGCAGAUGAGUUGCCGAACAAGCGAGAGUACUACCGAGAUGUUGUGAUGCAGCUGGCGGAAGACUACAAAGUUUAUCUUGCUGAACAGCAGGCUCCAAGCGUACUUUCGCCACCAAAGGCUCGUGCCGGCAAAACCGGAAAAUGA
This is a messenger RNA of Linnemannia hyalina, 258 nucleotides long. The record is from the annotation of a GenBank genome assembly. Lineage: Eukaryota; Fungi; Mortierellomycota; Mortierellomycetes; Mortierellales; Mortierellaceae.